This is a messenger RNA of Symbiodinium pilosum, 298 nucleotides long. The record is from the annotation of a GenBank genome assembly. NCBI's taxonomy places the organism in Eukaryota, Dinophyceae, Suessiales, Symbiodiniaceae.
GCUGGAGCGGCUUCUCCCUGACGAUUGGUCUCAGGAAGAAGAGAAGGAAGACGGCGUUGCUGGAGCUUCCGGCCAGGCCCCGGCAAGCCUGGUCGACUUCUGUGAUGCCUUCCUCGUCUCCGAAAAAGACUCCACUCUGGAGGAGGAGGCAAGGAUACCCAUAUGCUGCACCGCAAUACGUGCUCGACUGGCGAUGCAGGAUGGCACAGAUUCCCCUGUGUGGCGUGCAUUUUCGGCGCAGGUGGUUCGCCUACGCCCUGAGUCAGUGGCUAUCUUUAACACGGAGGCCCUUGAAGUG